Molecule: messenger RNA, 1462 nt
Organism: Fimicolochytrium jonesii
Lineage: Eukaryota; Fungi; Chytridiomycota; Chytridiomycetes; Spizellomycetales; Powellomycetaceae
Exons: 3
Coding region: 180-1391 (403 amino acids)
Molecular function (GO): protein binding
Source: RefSeq, a predicted model, not a curated record
GUCGAAAGGUCGUCGAAGUUCUCGCGAAGUUGGCCAAAGCGUAAUCGUUUCCAUCCCAUCCAUCCUUCCGUCACAAUACAGAUAGAACUGCACAGUCUUACUCUGCUGGGGUGCACCGACCAUUCCAACGCCCCACUUUGACGCCAUUCUCCGCCCCUCGACACCUUCUUCCUUCAAUAAUGUUCCGCCUCGCGAACACCCGGGUCAUAUGUCGACUUACAGGACUGUACGGAGCACGUAGCCACCCGUCGCACGUAAUACGGAUGCGACAAACGGUCACGGGAAGGCAGUCCCUGCACACGGAGGCCUUCACCGAACGUAAACGCGGUGUACCUGCUGGCAUCAUUCUCUCACUCAUUCCGCUAGCUCUGGCUGCGGCUUGGUACGCCUAUACGUACAAUACCUUUCCGCCGAGUAGCAGGCGGUACGUACGGAGAGCGACAAUGAAACAUUACUACACCAAUGAUCCUCAAGGAGCUGUUGUGGAGUAUCUGAGAGCUGUGGAGGAGUGCAAGAAAGCAGGAUUAGCAGACCAUUCGAACGAGAUCACCGGGCUUCUGCUUCGUUUAGCCGAAUUGUAUGACGAGAGACUGGAAAGUCCCCGGGAAGCCGUCACUGUCUAUUCCUCAGUCCUUGGUCUGCUGUAUGAGGAUCUGUCCAAAGAUGCAGGUUCAGCAGGGACAGAGCAUAACAGGAAGAUGGUGGGCAUUGCUCAGAAACUCGGGGACAUCUACGCCAGGUCUGGGGACGAUCAGCAGCGGCUGAAGCUGGCAGAACGCUAUUACGAAUGGGGCAUCCAGAGAAUGCUUGGUUUCAAGAACCCGCCACCGCUGAUAUACGACGAUGACGAACUGGCGGAUUCCCGUGCCGACGCUGCCGACGAGCCAACGGCCUCUAGUGUGCCCAAGCUGCCGCCGGCUCCACCACAGUGGGUAGCGCCAAGUGACUUGGGCGCUAGUGUAGAGGCUCUCGCCGCGGUAUAUAGGAAACAAGGGAAAUCCAUUCUAUCACUUUCGGUGUACAUGCGGGCGCUGGGAGCGUUACAGAAUGACUUCACGGUUCAAGGUCCCGCUCGGUUUUGUCGGCAGGCCAUCCUGGAAAAUAAUAUUGCCGAAUGUUAUCUGGAUUUGGCGCCCAUCAACGAAAAAUAUGCAAAUGAGGCUAGGACUUGGGCUGGAAGAUCCCUGACCCAUGCCCAACAAGCUGGGCCCGAGACGUGUGGGGAUUGUCUGAUUUGUGCAAAGUGUAACUUGGGAGAGGUGGCGCGAGCCUUGAAGGACUUUGGAAGAGCUCGAGAGUGCUUUACCGAGUGUCGGAAAAUGGCCACUGAUGCUGGAUAUUCUGAUGGGGUGCAGGCUGCGAACCGAGGCUUGGAGGCGCUAAAAGGUUGAGGGAGAAAGGAAAACAAUUCACUUCUUCACUGACAUGGGAUAGCAACACGGCGUAACAAUCACAUAUGCAU